Messenger RNA from Vespa crabro (European hornet), 3231 nucleotides. It is a transcript of the gene kri, whose product is annotated as uracil phosphoribosyltransferase homolog. The transcript is spliced from 7 exons. The record is from RefSeq and is a predicted model, not a curated record. NCBI's taxonomy places the organism in Eukaryota, Metazoa, Arthropoda, Insecta, Hymenoptera, Vespidae. The coding region runs from base 90 to 818 and encodes 242 amino acids.
UUUCGUUUUUUUUCAUUUUUAAUGCGUUCAAUCUUUUAACGGCUGUUACCGAUUAUAAAAUUAACUGAACGUGUGUGCUUUGAAGAGACAUGGGCACUGCAGAUACCAUACCAGUUGUCAAAAAAUUAUUAAUAAAUGAAAAUAAUGACAUUAUCGAAGAUUACGGACCGAAUUUGAAAUUAUUACCUUGUAACAAUCAAGUUAAAGAAUUACAAACAAUUUUACGCGACAAGAAUACCACGAGGAGCGACUUUAAGUUUUAUGCCGAUCGUUUGAUUAGGCUUGUUAUAGAAGAAAGUUUAAAUCAAUUGCCUUUUUCCAAACAUGUGGUCAUAACGCCAACCGGAUCACAAUACAAUGGUUUAAAAUAUCAAAAAGGUAAUUGCGGUGUUUCUAUUAUAAGAAGCGGAGAAGCAAUGGAACAAGGCUUAAGAGACUGUUGUCGUAGUAUAAGAAUUGGUAAAAUACUUGUAGAAAGUGAUGCAGAUACACACGAAGCUAGGGUUGUUUAUGCCAAAUUCCCAGACGACAUAGCAGAAAGGAAAGUCUUAUUAAUGUACCCUAUAAUGGGUACAGGAAAUACUGUGAUAAAGGCCAUAGCUGUCUUAAAGGAACAUAAUGUAUUAGAAGAAAAUAUCAUCUUGUCAAAUUUAUUUUGUACUCCAGUUGCAGCCAAAACUCUGGUCACUGUCUUUCCUAAGAUGAAGAUCCUGACCUCAGAGAUUCAUUGUAUUGCACCAAAUCACUUUGGACAAAAAUACUUUGGAACAAUUUAUUACGACAUAGGGGAGGCAGGUGUACAGUGGGAACAUUUUUGAAGAAAAUCUAAUAGAGAAAUUCUAUCAUAUAUCCUACAAAUUUCAAAGAGAUGACUUAUACAUAAAUUCAAAGAGUUGCUAAAUUAAACAAAGUUAUAGUAAGUAAAAUAUAUUUUUAAUUUUUGGCUGUGUAGUGUAUAUACAUAUGUGCCUUGAUGAUUAUUAUUGUUUAAAGGAUAGUUUAUAAUAUAUAGAAUUUAAAGUUCUUUUUAAAUCAGUUAUUUAAUAAAUAAAUUCAUUAUUUUAUAAUAUACGUUUUGUUUAGCAAUGUUUGUUGUUAUAAAAUGUUAAAUAUUUAUUUCUCAUAGCACAGAGUAUUUUUCAUAUAUUUAUAUAUCAAUAUCUCAUUAUAUUGCAGAAUAGAGAAUUUUAAUAGUGAUAGUUACAUUAAUACUUAUGUAAAUGUACAUUUAUAAAAUUUCGACAUAUUUUAUACGAAAUAAAAAAUUCAUUGUUGAUCGAGUGAAAAAUUUUAUAGAAAAAAUCAAAAAUAUUUUGUAAUUUAACAAUAAAUAUUUUCAUGGUAUAUAUAUAUACUUGGAUUUUUAUAUAUUAAGUAAGAAUUAAGUUUUUAUGUAUUACUUACCAUGUUUUUUAAAAAACAUUUCCUUCAUCCAUGUAUCCUAUAUAUUUUUCACAUAAUAUUAUUGGAAAUUUAAUAUUCUUACUUCUUCGAUAUUGUAUAUAUUAUAAAAGGAUUUAUUUUUGUUUUGUUUCAACAGUAAUAUGUAGAUAAUCGAAAUUGUAUAUAUAUAAAUUAACUCUUUGUUUAUUACAUCUUUCAAAGUAAUCAUACGCAAUAUAAAUAAUUGUUAUGAUUUGUAUAUAUUAUGUAUGAAGAAUUAUGAUAUUGCAAAUAUAUGUAUUUUAUUCAAAAUCUAUUAUAGUAAAUUUUAUUUAUUUAUAGCAUUAUUAUCCAGCACCUAUAAAUUGUUUAUCUGAUAUACAAUGCAUCAGAUUUAGUUCUGCUAAAAAGCAAUUAAAUUUUUUAAUGUUUGACAUUUUUAAAUUGUAAAUGUCAAAGCUAUUUCAGAUAUAUAAGCUAUUUCAUAUGAUAUAUUUAUUAUAGAAGUUUGUAGAUUAUAAUAAUUCAAGCAUAACAUAUUCUAACCAUAACCAGCAUGUAAAUGUAAUAAUAAAGCUUAAUUUCUUGAUAAAAUAAUAGGAGAGAAAAAUAGUAAUAUUAGGCCUUUCAAUGAUGCAAUAGCUAUAAAAUGUAAAGCUAUAUAAAUAUAUAUAUAAACAAUAAUAAAAUUAUUAUUAAUUGUAGAUAAAUAAAUAAAAACGUCUGUAAUUAAAAAUUGAAAAUAUUUCGAUAAUAGUUUUGUUAAUUGUUGCCAAAAUAUAUAUUUAGAAAUGUGUCGAUUGCACGAUUAAACUUUUGAUUUCUUAAAUUCCUUUAUUAUUCAAUAAGCAACAAAAAGGCCUCAAUAAUCUAAAAAUUUAAUGUUUGAAACGAAUAAAAUGUUUUGUUCCUUAUCAACAAUACUCUAUCAGUAUAUACACUGACGUUGAUUAGGUCACUUGUCUUUUUUCUUAUGACUAAAGUAUAUUAAAUAUUUGUAAAAUGCUUUGUCACAAAGGAAGUGCAACUUUGUUACUUGUUCCAUAUUUCCUUUCAAACAAUAAAUAUACAUUUACAUGAGAACAUUACAUUUGAUCGAUUAUAUUUAAUAAAUCUCUUGGUAUUCUAAUUUUUGAAUGCAUCACUAAUCCUUCAUUUCUCAUUUAUUUUUAUACAAUAAUUAAUUUGUCUUUCAAAUAUUGCUGUAUUUCUACGAAAAUUGUUACGUAUAUCCCUAAAGAAUAAUACACUUUCAUAGCAAAAAAAUUGCUAGACAAAGAAUUUGAAUUCUCUGUUACCGUUACUAUAUAAGAAUAACAAGACAAAUAGAUGAGGAUAAGAAAUAAUAUGAUUUCUAAUUAAUCUUCAGGAUAAAAUACUUACAAUUUGUAAGCUAACAUGCGCAAAUGAAAAAUUUUAAAGAGGCUGAAUAAUACUGUUCCUUCAAAGAAGAGCAUAAUUUAGUAGAUAAUAUAUAUAUAUAUAUAUAUAUAUAUAUAUAUAUAUAUAUAUAUAUAUAUAUAUAUAUAUUUAGAUAUUAUAUAUACUCUUUUCUAAAUUUUUUUGUUAAACUUCUAACAAUCUCAGCACACUAUAAUACGUUUAACUCCGAUCUGACCUUUUCAUUAUAAUGAUAAUAAUGAGCAAAAGAUGCUUGAUAUCUUUCAAUAUGAAAACUGUAAUGAGAAGCAAUGGAGAGAUAUAGUGUAAACGAUUCAACUUAAAAAUUGAUAUAGACUAAUAUUAUGAAAUAAAAUAAAAUCUCAUUUUGUAUGUAAAAAAAAAAAGAAAAAAAAAAAAAAAAAGAAAAAAAAUUGAUAUAGAUUUUUGAUUUCAAUUCGACGCGGC